AUGUCUCGCCUUCGCUCGAAGCAAGACGACCUGAAGAAGAUAAUCAUGGUCAAGACGGACCCCGAACAGGCCGACCUCAACCGCACACUGCCUCUGAGUGCCGAACAAGCCAGCCAGCAGAACGAACUGCGCCGUGAAUACACGAACUUCACGAAGCUGCUUGCCGAAGCCGAGGAGGCGUUGACGAUUCUCAAGACAAGGAUCGCCGCCACAAGCAGUGCGUCUGGCAAGGGCAAUUCCAACAUGCCCACUGUUGAAGCCGUCAUGCGCACCAUCAGCAAGAUGACAAGCAUGGUGGAGAAACGUUCCGGCGAUAUUGAUGUCCUGGAAAACCAAAUGCGCAAGCUCCGGUUCUCAUCUGUAAACAGCCGAGAGGGCUCACCGAUGGUCACGCCUCAAAGGAACAGCCGCUCCACCAUGUUUUCGCCCGAACGAACGGCCAUGGCCUCGCCCGGCACCCUGCGCCACUCCUUCGUGUCAUCCGUGGCCUCGUACGGCGGCCGCGGCACGCCGCCCCGCAAGAAGUUGAGCGGGUUUAGCGCAGAGGAGAAGUCGGAUCUGAUGGCGAAGCGAGCUAAGCGCCAGGCCGUGCUAAACAAGCUCAAGGCCAAUGUCGAGCGGACAGGUGUGAGCGUAUGGGCAAUGGAGGACAUUGAAUGA
Molecule: messenger RNA, 660 nt
Organism: Colletotrichum navitas
Lineage: Eukaryota; Fungi; Ascomycota; Sordariomycetes; Glomerellales; Glomerellaceae
Exons: 1
Coding region: 1-660 (219 amino acids)
Source: RefSeq, a predicted model, not a curated record